AUAUUAUGUUCUCUUACACACCGACCCAGUUGACAUUUUUAAAUAAUAAAACAUACCCAUACUCUCCCAUCCUUCAUCUUCAUCUUCAUCUUCUUCCUUACAUAAUCAAUCACAAUCAAAUUCCAUACAUAAUUCAACUAACAAAAUUUCAUCAUCCUCUUCACCUUCAUCCCCAACCAUGUCCUCUGCAACAACCCCCAAUACCAAAGAGGUCAACAACCAUGUUGACGACGAACAACCCACCACCCGCAGAAUCCGCCACCUGUCCCUCCACCUCAACCCACCCUUCACCCACAACCACCACUACAACCACCAGAUUGAGCUCGGAGCGUGCUCUUCACGCUCCAAGGUGGACGUGAACGCCGGCCAACUCUCAUCCUACUUGCGUGGGAAACACCGUGACGUGCAAGAAAGGGUUUUUGCCUAUUUCAAUUCGAGACCUGAUCUGCAAACCCCGAUUGAGAUCUUGAAGGAUGAUUAUCGGGAACUUUGUAUGCGACAGCUAGUUGGGCUUGUUAGAGAGGCUGGGAUUAGACCCUUUAGAUAUGUUGUUGAAGAUCCUGUUAAGUAUUUUGCCAUUAUUGAAGCUGUUGGGAGUGUUGAUAUGUCCUUGGGGAUCAAAUUGGGCGUUCAGUACAGUUUAUGGGGUGGCUCAGUGCUAAACUUGGGUACCAAGAAACAUAAGGAUAAGUACUUUGAAGGUAUUGACAAUUUGGAGUAUCUUGGUUGUUUUGCCAUGACAGAGCUUCACCAUGGUUCAAAUGUUCAAGGCAUCCAAACUAUUGCUACCUUCGAUCCCGUAACAGACGAGUUUAUUAUCACCACCCCGAAUGAUGGAGCCAUAAAAUGGUGGAUUGGGAAUGCUGCAGUUCAUGGUAAAUUUGCAACGGUUUUUGCUAAACUAAUGUUACCGGCACACGACAAAAAUGCUUUGUCUGAUAUGGGUGUUCAUGCUUUUAUCGUUCCAAUUCGGGAUCUAAAAACCCACAAAACACUUCCCGGAGUUGAAAUAAAUGAUUGCGGUCAUAAAGUAGGUCUAAAUGGUGUAGAUAAUGGUGCUUUAAGAUUCCGUGAUGUUAGAAUUCCACGAGAAAAUCUUCUUAACCGAUUUGGAGACGUGUCAAGAGAUGGAAAAUACACAAGUCCCCUUCCAACUAUAAAUAAACGAUUUGCAGCCACGUUAGGUGAGCUUGUAGGUGGACGGGUUGGGCUUGCUUAUUCUUCAGUUGGUGUACUCAAAAUAGCUGCCACUAUUGCUAUUAGAUACUCGUUACUUAGACAACAAUUCGGGCCUCCGAAACAACCGGAAAUUAGCAUUCUUGAUUAUCAAUCUCAGCAACAUAAGUUGAUGCCAAUGUUAGCCUCGACUUACGCCUUCCAUUUUGCAACCGUGCAUUUGAUUGAAAAAUAUGCUGAAAUGAAGAAAACCCAUGAUGAACAAUUGGUGGCGGAUGUUCAUGCACUUUCGGCUGGACUCAAAUCUUAUGUGACUUCUUAUACGGCUAAGUCAUUAAGCAUCUGCAGGGAAGCUUGUGGGGGCCACGGUUAUGCUGCUGUUAAUCGGUUUGGCAGUUUGAGGAACGAUCAUGAUAUUUUUCAAACAUUUGAAGGGGACAACACUGUUCUUUUGCAGCAGGUGGCUGGUGAUCUGUUGAAGCAAUACCAGGAGAAGUUCCGUGGUGGGACAAUUGCCGCUACAUGGAGUUACUUGAGAGAGUCGAUGAAUACGUAUCUUUCUCAGCCCAAUCCCGUGACCGCCAGGUGGGAAGGUGAAGAUCAUUUACGAGAUCCUAAAUUCCAGUUGGAUGCUUUCCGGUAUCGAACAUCAAGAUUGCUACAAAGUGCUGCAGUCCGAUUAAGGAAGCAUACAAAGACUCUUGGAAGCUUUGGUGCAUGGAAUAGAUGCUUAAACCAUCUUUUGACACUUGCGGAAUCCCACAUUGAAACGGUCAUUCUUGAAAACUUCAUUGAAGCAAUUAAGAGGUGCCCGGAUGCAAAUUCUCGAGCUGCUCUCAAGCUUGUUUGUGAUCUUUACGCCUUGAAUCUCAUAUGGAGUGAUAUAGGAACUUAUCGGAACGUGGACUAUGUUGCUCCUAACAAAGCCAAGGCAAUCCACAAGCUGGCGGAUUAUUUAAGUUUCCAGGUGAAGAACAUUGCUAAAGAACUUGUUGACGCCUUUGAUUUACCCGAUCAUGUGACAAGGGCCCCGAUCGGCAAGCAGUCACCGGGUGAAGCCUAUGCCGAAUACACCCAAUAUGUUGGCUUCUAGCCAUAGAAACCAGAUCAUACAACUCAGGAAAAGAAGUCUGUGCUCAAAGUCUGAAAAUAAGAACAUAAAUGUGGUGAAUUUGUUGCUUUCUUAAAAUUGUUUCGGCUGUUAUUUUUGUGAAAUUACGAUUUACGAAAAUAACACUAGACAUUAUGAAAAUGAUAGUUUGGUCAAAUUA
Helianthus annuus (common sunflower) is the source of this 2447-nucleotide messenger RNA. Its product is annotated as acyl-coenzyme A oxidase 2, peroxisomal. Gene Ontology annotation, biological process: fatty acid beta-oxidation using acyl-CoA oxidase; lipid homeostasis. Lineage: Eukaryota; Viridiplantae; Streptophyta; Magnoliopsida; Asterales; Asteraceae. The record is from RefSeq and is a predicted model, not a curated record. Gene Ontology annotation, cellular component: peroxisome. Bases 179 to 2269 code for a protein of 696 amino acids. The transcript is spliced from 7 exons. Gene Ontology annotation, molecular function: fatty acid binding; FAD binding; acyl-CoA oxidase activity.